UUAAUAUUGUUGAUUCCAGAAUCACAGAAAUUUGGAACGCUUGUCCUCAUCAUGGCUGAAGAUGCAGAUUGGGGAGGGGAUUCAGUGACAUCUACAUCAAGUAAACAGAAAGGUAACAAAUGGUAGUCAAUUAUACUUGGCCAGAUUACUCGCAACGAGCUACAGUGUUUGUGAUCGUCUGUCGACAUCAUGGCUGAAGGUGGUAACUGGGGAGGUGAUUCAGUGGCCUCUACAUCAAAGAAACAAAAAGGUGGGAAAUUAAUUCAAGUGGGCAAGGUCUUCAAAAGGCUUUGGCCAGGCACCUCAUCAAAAGAAGAUGGUCAGAACACAGGAACAACGACAGAAAAGCAAAGUCGGAUUGAGUGCAGAACGUCAAUGGAAUGUGAACCCGCCGAAGAGGAAAGGGAACAAUGUCAGUCCCGAGGGCAAGGAAUAGGAGACGGGGUUCACGGCCCUGGAACUGACCCAAGUGGCAAAAUCCACCAUGACCGAGAUUCAUCUAACAAGGAAUCAUCGAGUCUCAUCCAAGGAGCAGAGCAGCAGAAUAUGGUAACACCUAUCCACACCACGGCUGAAGUUGGAAACAGGACUGCGGCUCCAGUGACCUCAACAACAAGGACGGACACAGAUCUAACGUCUACAUUCUCUGAGCUCCUGACACAGUGGAACGACUACCAAUUGUUCCAACUGAUAAAUUUCUAUCGGGAGAGACUGAAACCGGCGAUUGAAGAAGUGGUUGAAAGUCUCGGCCUCAUGAUGAGGCAGGAGGGAUGUUUCAGUGAACAAGAACACGGGAAUAUCGCUGAGCUCGUGGUAAAGAGAAACCGCAGAGACAGUUCCACACUCUUCGUCAGUCUGGUGAUGGAGAAGGGUAACCGUGCCCGGCGGGUGAUGUGGGAAUCAUUUGUGAAAAUGCAGAAUGAAUUACCAAAGCUGAACAAAAUACUGAAAGAAAUCCAGGAGCUCGGUCCUGAUCCACAUGAAUACAUAAACAUCCUCAGAGGUUUAUCUGUAUUACCCUCUCAUAUGGAAGAUGUUCAACACAAACACAAGGAGACUCUGCGAGCACAGACUGAAACACUGAGCGUGAACACGAUCCAGAUGAAGGAGAAGGUUAAGGUUUUCCAGUUGCUUGAUCGAUACGCUGAGCUCACAAUCAUCUCCACUGUUCGAGAUCGGACACUGGUGGAACAUGAGCUGCUGGCAAGAGGUCGGGAUCAUGAAGAGUGGAGAGAGAAAUGUCUCCGGAGAGAAUUGGAAAAAAUCAGGACAGAUCAAUUGUUCCAGAGCAGCUUUACCCGGAGUAAAUCCCGAUCUGGGUGUACAGCAUCAGUGGUCGGAGUCGCGGGGAUCGGAAAAACAACAUUGGUGCAAAAGAUUGUUCAUGACUGGGCCACGGGGAAAAUAUACCAACACUUCCAAUUUGUCUUCAGUUUCAAAUUCCGAGAUUUGAACACUAUUAACUGCAGAAUAACCCUGAGGGAACUGAUUCUGGAUCAGUAUCCUUACUUUAAGAAUAUCCUGGGAGAAGUCUUGAAGAACCCAGAGGGAUUGCUGUUUAUAUUCGAUGGUUUGGAUGAAUUCAAGGGUAGAAUCGAUUUUUCUGACAGUCGGAGAGAUACAGAACCUAAGCAUCAGUGCCCAGAUCCCGAGUGGUGGUGUGAAGUGUCUGACAUUGUGUACAGUUUAGUCCAGCACAAGCUUCUCCCAGGGUGUUCAGUGCUAGUGACCACCCGCCCCACUGCGUUACAUUUACUGGAAAAGGCAGAGAUCACUGUCUCGGCUGAAAUUCUGGGAUUUGUUGGUGAGGAACGGAAAGAAUAUUUCACCAGGCAUUUUGAAGAUCAGACGGUGGCAGCAGCUGUUUUCAAACAUGUGAAGGAGAACGAGAUCCUGUACACCAUGAGCUACAACCCCUCCUACUGCUGGAUCCUCGGCCUGACACUGGGCCCCUUCUUCACACAAACACACCGGGACCCGCAGCGGGUUCCCAAGACCAUCACCCAACUAUAUUGCUGCUUUAUUUACAACAUCCUGAAAAACCACGGCCGUGAGAUUGAGAACCUUCGUGAGGUGUUACUGAGGGUUGGUCAGAUGGCCUUCACUGGAGUGUCCGAGAAGAACAUUGUGUUCACAGAUGGAGAUUUGAUCAAAUACAAUCUGCAGCCUUCCCAGUUCCUGUCCGGGUUCCUGAUGGAACUUUUGGAGAGAGAGGAUUCAGCCCGGAGCGUGGUGUACACCUUCCCCCACCUCACUAUCCAAGAGUUUGUAGCCGCACUCGCACAAUUCCUGACUGUAGAUCCCGACGAUAUCAUGAAAUUCCUGUCUGAAGCUCACAGCACAACAGACGGGCGAUUUGAAGUAUUUCUCCGUUUUGUCGCUGGUCUCUCCUCCCCACGGGCAGCUCGGGUCCUGGAGGAGUUUCUGGGUCCAUUUCCUAAUGAAACAACCUGCCGAGUAAUUGACUGGGUGAAGGAGGAGGUUAAACGGCAGGCUGGAAACAAAGGGGGCGACGAUGGUAAACGGAGGCUCCUGAACACGAUGCACUACCUGUUUGAAUCUCAGAAUCCUGCACUGACUCAGCAGACACUGGGAUCUGUGGAAACACUUUCAUUCCGUGGACUGGAAUUGACCCCAAUUGACUGUGCGGUCCUGUCUCAUGUCAUCAGGCCCUGUGAUACAAUGAAACACCUCGAUCUGUGGAACUGCCGCAUUCAGUGUGAAGGUCUCCAGCGGCUGGGACCGGCUCUGCAGAAGUGUCAGCACUUGGGGCUGGAAAAUGUCGGUCUCACAGAUUCUGGAGCCGAAGUUCUCGUCUCCGCUCUCAGUACAAACCGAACGGUGACGAUGCUGGAGCUGGGAUACAACUCCCUCACCGAUGAAUCUGUUCCCGCUCUCCGCCGCCUCGUACUGAACCUCCCGAGUCUGAAGCUGAUUUGGCUGUGGGGGAAUAAAUUCAGUGCAGAUGGACGGAACCAGCUGAGUAGUCUUCCGAGAAUCAGACCCGGACUAAGACUGACCGUGUGAACAUCUCUAGUGUGAACGUCACCGCCCUGGGGACCGGAAUAUUGUUGGCCGAUUCACCGCACUCCCCUUGAAACGGCCGCCCUCCCCUCGAAACGGCCGGCGCGCCGGGAUUAAACACCAACGGUUCCCGGGCGGGCUGUGUCAUAGAAACAUAGAAAUAUAGAAAAUAUGUGCAUGAGUAGGCCAUUCGGCCCUUCGAGCCAGCACCGCCAUUCAUUGUGAUCAUGGCUGAUCAUCCCCUAUCAAUAACCCGUGCCUACCUUCUCCACAUAUCCUUUGACUCCACUCGCCCCUAGAGCUCUAUCUAACUCUCUCUUAAAUCCAUCCAGUGACGGCCUCCACCGCCCUCUGUGGCAGGGAAUUGCAUAAAUUCACAACUCUCUGGGUGAAAACGUUUUUUUUUUCUCACCUCUUAAAUUACCUUCCCUUUAUUCUAAGACGGUGGCCCCUGGAUCGUGACUCACCCAACAUUGGGAACAUUUCCCCUGCAUCUUGCUUCUCCAGUCCUUUUAUAAUUUUAUAUGUUUCUAUAAGAUGGGCCCCUCAUCCUUCUAAACUCCAGUGAAUACAAGCCUAGUCUUUUCAUUCUUUCCUCAUAUGACAGUCCCGCCAUCCCAGGGAUCAAUCUCGUGAACCUAUGCGCUGCACUGAUUCAAUCACAAGGAUGUCCUUCCUCAAAUUAAGAGACCAAAAUUGUACACACUAUUCCAGAUGUGGCCUCACCAGAUCCCUAUAUAAACUGCGUCGUCAGAGGCGGCACUGCCUGCCGUCACGUCACCCGGAUUCGCGGUGCUGCUGCUGGUGCCGGAUAUCCGGUACUGCCCCCAGUCGGAGACAUGUGAAUUGCAGCCGGACCUGAUGUCAUCAUUAGCGGCCCCCCGAUCUUGGUGCGGAACGAUGGUGACAACAGCUACAAUGUUCAAACUGUUCAUUCACACAACGAUGUCUGUUACUGCUUUAUCAUCUGUAAAUCAUAUGUGAAUUGUUUAUUACAUUUUAAUAUUUGUAAAGUUUAUUGAUGUAUAGCCUACUAAUAUUUGCAAAACUCAAUAAACACUUGUCAAUUCUGG
Molecule: messenger RNA, 4097 nt
Organism: Leucoraja erinaceus (little skate)
Lineage: Eukaryota; Metazoa; Chordata; Chondrichthyes; Rajiformes; Rajidae
Product: NACHT, LRR and PYD domains-containing protein 3-like
Exons: 11
Coding region: 190-3027 (945 amino acids)
Cellular component (GO): cytoplasm
Source: RefSeq, a predicted model, not a curated record